This is a messenger RNA of Oncorhynchus gorbuscha (pink salmon), 1381 nucleotides long. RefSeq names its product transcription elongation factor 1 homolog. The record is from RefSeq and is a predicted model, not a curated record. Gene Ontology annotation, cellular component: transcription elongation factor complex. The coding region runs from base 266 to 517 and encodes 83 amino acids. Gene Ontology annotation, biological process: transcription elongation by RNA polymerase II. The transcript is spliced from 5 exons. NCBI's taxonomy places the organism in Eukaryota, Metazoa, Chordata, Actinopteri, Salmoniformes, Salmonidae. Gene Ontology annotation, molecular function: RNA polymerase II complex binding.
AAUGGCUGAAGCAGAUGUUCUGUUUGAAUCAGAUGGCGUGUCGAGUGGAGAUGAGAAUCAUUUGAUUACAGUGACGAAUGCAAAAGGAAAUAAGAGAAGUGGCGGCAAUAUACCAAUAGGUGUAGUUUGCCGUAACUUUAAAGAAGAAGAAGAACUUCCGGUUCUCCUUGCUUGAUUUCUUCACUAAAAAGCCGGAGUGUGGUCUUAGGAAAGAGUUAAGCCAACUAUCUAGCUAACGUUACGGUACACGUGAAGACUACCUAAUAUGGGUCGCCGCAAGUCCAAGAGAAAGCCCCCCCCAAAGAAGAAGCUUACUGGAAAUUUGGACACUCAAUUCACCUGUCCGUUCUGCAAUCACGAAAAGUCAUGUGAUGUGAAAAUGGAAAGGACCAGAAAUACUGGGAUAAUAUCAUGCACAGUUUGCCUGGAGGAGUUCCAAACCCCCAUUACCUAUCUGUCAGAGCCUGUGGAUGUGUACAGUGAUUGGAUAGACGCUUGUGAAGCAGCCAAUCAGUAGCCCAGGCUCACCGGGGCGGAAGACCUCACGUUGGAACAGGAAGCUGAUUUAGAGGUGGCGCUCGUCUGUUUCUCACCAAUCACUGCCAGUCUUCAGCUCAAGAUGAUGGUCCCGUUCCAGGCCGACUACAUUGCAGACGUCGCAUUGCAUCAACCAAUAGUUGCCACGUCAUCAACUGCUGUUGGGCAUCAUAUUGCUGUGUCAUGUGGUUAGCUGAUAUGUGAACCAACUAUCCAGACGUUGUGAGAUCUGGCAGAUGCCUACAAUGUAGUCAGCCUGGUAAGCAACCUCUGACCUUUACCUCACCGCACAUCUCCCACACUAGUGACCUGGCGUCCACCGAGACUGUCUUGAGUAGCCAUAGUUCAGUCCAGAGCCCUAUAUAGGUUACGCCCCAAAUGGCACCCCAUUCCCUAUGUAGGGCACUACUUUGACCUGCUCCCAUAGGGCUCGGGUGGAAAAUAGUGCACAAUAUAGGGAAUAGGGUUCCAUGUGGGAUGUGACCUUAGAGGUAUAUAUGACUCUGGUUAAGUCAACCUAUUCCCCUACUCACCGUUUUAAUUCAUACAGACUUCAUUUUAGCGGUCAGUUGUCAUGGCUCCUAGCUUACUGGUAGGAUUAUACAGUUAGUUGCAGCUCUUGGGUUAGUUUCUGUUUUACCACAAUUAGUUUUUACUCUCCCCUGUGUACAGAGAUACACAAUACCACAGAGUACAGCAAUACCAUAGUGUUGGGUCAUUCCAUUGGGGUAUAUUUGGUGUAACUCUGAGUGUGUUUAUGCAGAGUAACCUAGUGGGGUGUUCCAGAAAGUAGGAUUGUAAAGUUAGCCAGCUAACUUUGAUAUGCAGUUAAAUAUAUCUUUAU